ACCGACUGCGCUCGCAGCCUCUUCAAACUGGUCCCAGAGCAGCCGGGGAUCGGGUUUCAGCACCGCGGCCAGCUCCCCGCCUCCUCCUCCUCUGCUCCCCGGGCGGCGGAGCAGCAACACAACGCUUCCUCCCGUUGUCCCUCCCUGCGACCCCUCCCCCUUAAUAUCGGCUCUAAUGAUAAACCCCUCCUAUGUGUCACUGGCUGCUGGACUUGAAAGGCAACCAAACAGACUCUACAACACUUUCAUCUUUAUUUCUCGCCGAGACUGAUUAGUCUGACGGCGGCGUUUUUCUCCUCCAGAGGUGAUCAUCAGUCAGGUCUCCGUCUCCACAGCUGCUUCCCCCGGGUCUCUCUCUCCCUCUGUGUGGUCUGUCUGCGAUCUGCAUCUGUUCCUACUUUUGCAGUUUUACCUUUGCAGCGGCAGGUAGCCGUUAUCCUCCAUCCAGACCUCGGACACAAUGUUGGACCCGUCUUCCAGCGAGGAGGAAGGGGAUGAGAUACUGGAGGUGGAGCGCAAAGAGGUGGCGGCCCCGAAGAGCGCCGCAGGAGCCCGCUUGUCACCGGGCCGAGCCUCCGACGGCCACGCCGGUGGGGGGCUCCAGCCCCGGGGCCGUGGGAGUGGCGGCGGCGGUGGUGGCGGAGGUGGCGGCGGCGGCGGCGGCGGCGGCGGCGGCCGACCCUCCAGCCCCAGCCCGUCAGUGGGCAGCGACAAGGAGAAGGAGGACCUGGAGAAGAUGCAGCGAGAGGAGGAGGAGAGGAAGAAGAGACUCCAGCUGUAUGUGUUUGUGAUGCGCUGCAUCGCAUAUCCGUUUAACGCGAAGCAACCUACCGACAUGGCCAGAAGGCAGCAGAAGAUCAGUAAGCAGCAUCUGCAGACCGUCAAAGAGCGUUUUCAGGCGUUCCUCAACGGAGAAACCCAGAUCGUUGCUGAUGAAGCCUUUAUCAACGCUGUCCAGAGCUACUACGAGAUCUUCCUGAAAAGUGACCGUGUGUCCCGGAUGGUGCAGAGCGGCGGUUGCUCGGCCAGCGAUUCCCGGGAGGUUUUUAAGAAGCACAUAGAGAAGCGAGUACGCAGUCUGCCCGAGAUUGACGGCCUGAGUAAAGAGACGGUGCUGAGCUCCUGGAUCGCCAAAUUCGACACCAUCUACCGAGGAGAAGAAGACCCCAGGAAGCACCAGCAGAGAAUGACGGCCAGUGCCGCCUCCGAGCUCAUCCUCAGCAAGGACCAGCUGUACGAGAUGUUCCAGCAGAUCCUGGGCAUCAAGAAGUUUGAACACCAGCUCCUCUAUAAUGCCUGCCAGCUGGACAACCCUGACGAGCAGGCAGCACAGAUCAGAAGAGAGCUGGACGGACGAUUGCAGAUGGCAGACCAGAUAGCUCGGCACGGUGGAAGGUUUCCUAGGUUCGCCUCCAGAGAGAUGGAGGCCAUGUUCAUCGAGGAGCUGCGGUCCUCGGUGAACCUGCUGAUGGCCAACCUGGAGAGCAUGCCUGUGUCCAAGGGAGGAGAGUUCAAGCUGCAGAAGCUGAAGCGAGGUCACAACGCCUCCAUCAUGGACAUGGGCCAGGAGGACGAGAAUACGCUGUCCAAGUCUGACGUGGUGCUGUCCUUCACACUGGAGGUUGUCAUCAGGGAGGUUCAGGGUCUGAGGUCGUUGACCCCAACCAGGAUUGUUUACUGCCCCAGGGAGGUGGAGGGAGGUCACAAACGGCAGACAGACCAGGCUGAGGUGUCUGUGCGUAGUUGGGGUACCCAGGGUGACUUCACCACCACCCAGCCGCUCCCUGCGGUGAAGGUGAAGCUGUUCACUGAGAGCACAGGAGUUCUGGCUCUGGAAGACAAAGAGUUGGGGAAGGUCGUACUCCACCCGACCCCCAACAGUCCCAAGCAGUCGGAGCUCCACAAGAUGACCGUGUCCAAAGGCUGUCCGGACAAUGACCUCAGGAUCAAACUGGCCAUUCGCAUGGACAAACCGCAGAACAUGAAGCAUUGUGGGUACCUUUGGGCCAUUGGCAAAAUCUUGUGGAAAAGAUGGAAGAAAAGGUACUUUGUGCUGGUUCAGGUGAGUCAGUACACCUUUGCAAUGUGCAGCUACAGAGAGAAGAAGGCCGAGCCGGUGGAGCUGCUGCAGCUGGAUGGCUACACAGUGGACUACACGGACCCCCAGCCAGGGUUAGACGGCGGCCGGACCUUCUUCAACGCCGUGAAGGAGGGCGACACGGUGAUAUUCGCCAGCGAUGACGAGCAGGACCGGAUCCUUUGGGUGCAGGCCAUGUACCGAGCCACGGGCCAGUCACACAAGCCGGUUCCUCCCACUCAGGUCCAGAAGCUCAACUCAAAGGGCGGCACAGCGCCGCAGCUCGACGCGCCGAUAUCUCAGUUCUAUGCUGACAGAGCCCAGAAGCACGGAAUGGACGAGUUUAUUUCAGCCAACCCAUGUAACUUUGACCACGGCUCGCUGUUUGAGCUGGUACAGCGCCUCACAUUGGACCACAGACUCAACGACUCGUACUCCUGCCUGGGCUGGUUCAGUCCCGGGCAGGUGUUUGUCUUAGACGAGUACUGCGCUCGCUACGGCGUUCGAGGCUGCCACAGGCAUUUGUGUUACCUGAGCGAUCUGCUGGAGAGGGCGGAGAACGGAGCCAUGAUCGACCCCACCCUGCUGCACUACAGCUUUGCCUUCUGUGCCUCCCACGCACAUGGAAACAGGCCUGAUGGUAUCGGCACGGUGACCGUGGAGGAGAAGGAGCACUUUGAGGAGAUCAAGGAGAGGCUACGGGUGCUUCUAGAGAACCAGAUUACACACUUCAGGUACUGCUUUCCGUUUGGGCGGCCAGAGGGAGCGCUGAAAGCAACUCUGUCGCUGCUCGAAAGGGUCCUGAUGAAGGAUAUCGUUACUCCGGUUCCUCAAGAGGAAGUCAAGGCUGUGAUCCGUAAGUGUCUGGAGCAGGCAGCUCUGGUCAACUACCAGCGCCUGUCGGAGUACGCCAAACUGGAAGGGAAAAAGAGAGAGAUGUAUGAGCAUCCUGUCUUCUGCUUGGCGUCUCAAGUGAUGGAUUUAACCAUUCAGAACGUAGGCCGGUUAGUCACCCCUGCUAAAAAACUGGAGGACAAUAUUCGUCUCGCCGAGCUGGUGAUUGAGGUGCUUCAGCAGAAUGAGGAACACCAUGCUGAGGGAAAAGAGGCCUUUGCGUGGUGGUCAGACCUGAUGGUGGAGCAUGCCGAGACCUUCCUGUGCCUCUACUCGGCCGACAUGGAUGCAGCGCUUGAGGUUCAGCCACCGGACAGCUGGGACAGUUUCCCCCUCUUCCAGCUGCUCAAUGACUUCCUGAGGAUGGACUAUAACCUGUGCAACGGAAAGUUCCACAGACACCUGCAGGACUUGUACGCCCCUCUGGUGGUGCGAUAUGUGGACCUGAUGGAGUCGUCCAUCGCUCAGUCCAUUCACAGAGGCUUCCAAAGGGAAUCCUGGGAACCUGUCAAGAGUAUAACAAGCAAUCUGCCCAACGUCAAUCUCCAAAUGCCCAAAGUACCAAAUCUAACAGUGCAAAGUGUUAACCUCCCACAAAUGCCCAACUUCUCUGCACCCGACUGGAUGACAGCUAAUUCUGACUCAGAUAACGGCUCGGGGACGUCGGAGGAUCUCUUCUGGAAGCUGGAUGCUCUGCAGACCUUCAUCAGAGAUCUCCACUGGCCAGAGGAGGAGUUUAGCAAACACCUGGAGACCCGACUGAAGCUGAUGUCCAGUGACAUGAUUGAAUCAUGUGUGAAACGGACACGGGCGGCGUUUGAGGCGAAGCUUCAGAAGAGCAGCCGGGCCACAGACUUCCGCGUGCCGCAGUCCAUCUGCACCAUGUUCAACGUCAUGGUGGAUGCCAGGGCCCAGACCGCCAAGCUGUGUGCCGUAGACCUGGGCCAGGAGAGACAAUAUCAUUCCCAAAUCAAUGAUCUAAUUGAAGAGACGGUGAAGGAGAUGAUUACGCUCUUAGUGGCAAAGUUUGUGGUCAUCCUAGAAAGUGUGUUAGCUAAGCUCUCCAGGUAUGAUGAGGGAACACUCUUCUCUUCAUUCCUGUCUUUCACAGUGAAAGCUGCCUCCAAGUAUGUGGAUGUACCUAAACCAGGGAUGGACGUCGCCGACGGUUACGUGACAUUUGUCCGUCACUCACAGGACAUGCUGAGGGAGAAGGUCAACGAGGAGGUGUACAUCGAGAGAUUGUUCGACCAAUGGUACACCAGCACUAUGAACCUUCUAGGAACAUGGCUGACAGACCGAAUGGACCUGCAGCUCCACCUCCAUCAGCUCAAGAUUCUCAUCAGGGUUGUCAAGAAAAAGUACCGUGACUUCCGCCUUCAAGGGGUUUUGGACUCUACGUUGAACAGUAAGAUGUACGAGACGGUGAGAAACCGGCUGACGUUGGAAGAAGCCACGGCCUCAGUGAGGGAAGGAGGGUUGCAAGGCAUUUCCAUGAGGGACAGUGACGAAGAUGACGAUAACUAGAUCAAAGAGCCUGAAACUACAAGGACGUUGCAGCGGAACACUGCCUGAAAUCCCACGCAGCCUUUCUGAGAGUCAAAAGACAUCAUUCAACUCCAUCCCUUCAUUAUCUGCUCUUUCCCUUUUUCACUCCUGUUGCGGGUCCACAUUCUGUCAGAAUUGAGGAUGAAGUGCAUUGUGUGUCUGUUAUCAGCUUCAAUAUUGCAGGGCUUGUUAUCCACGCUAUUCAAACCGAAGGUCUCCACGUCGACUCAUCGGCCACCUAAAACCGAAACAUCAACAAAUAACUGAAUGUCCAAAAGAAGCUAAAAUGUGACAGGAGUGCAGACAUGUGAAUGUGAACACCCUGCAAAAUUAGAUGAACCAAGAAGUUAAAAACAGGCAGGAGGUCGCAUCUACAUGGAUGUCGUCUUUUCAAGGCAUAAAAAAACAUUAUUGAAUUUCAGGAGAUUUCCUGUAACUCGCAUGAAGUGUGAAGUGAAAUCUUGCGAUGAUGUAGAUGUUGUUGUUUUUAAGCCAGCCAACAAAUGCCUGAUGAACAUUUCACUGCUGAAGUCCCAUUGUGAUUGAUCCAAAUGGUCGCUACAAACAACAGAGUUAAGAUAUCAACAAAUAAUAUUAUUAUCCGCAUUUCCAAAAUUGCCCCGGAAUGUUCUCAAGCAAUAUGGUUGACUUUAGUUCUCAACUCAACUGGGCGUGGCUAUUUCUUUGUGUUGUGCUAAACAAUGUGAAGUUACUGGCUGUAAAAGAUGUGCAUAUUGUCUAUUAUUACUUUUUUUUUGCAUCGUGCCUGAACCGAAUGCUUAAAAUGAUGUGCUGUGAUAUGACGUGAUAGUGACGUUUUUUGUACGUUCUCAGGCGCGUUUCUCAAACCGUCACAACAACAGUCGGAUGAAAUCCGAGGCAUCGUCAACUAUUGAGUCAUUCUGCUUAAAUAGUGACAAAGGUGAGAAAGUGAUUCAGCCAAUGUUUACCAGGAGAUCGUACAGAUCGGUCGCCUCUCAGCUGUAAACUCUUUGAAUUAGCGCGAGGCCGUCUGAAUAGUUCUCGGUGUUGGCGUGUUGUUUGUCAGUAGCUCACCUCCAUGAGCAGAUCAUCGCAGAAGAACGGAAGCGUUCUGCUUUCCAUCCCAGCGGCUCAGCGGCCUGUGUGGAGAGCAACGGGGGCGGAACGCAGAGGCUGAAAAGCAUUCUGGGAACCCACAGACUCCCGGGCCUGUAAAUUGGCUUCUUUUCAAACAGUCUCGUCGUGGUCAUCUCUUGACUCCAGUCUGGGGUUGCAAGUUGCUGUUAAUGCCGCAAAUACCGUCUGUCCGUAUUGGCCUUCCCACAAGGUACAGCAACACAAAGAAGGUUGGAUUUAAUGAUCACGUGUGAUGGAAGCAACAUCUGAUAUGUCUCCCUUUGUCACUGCUCUUGAUCUUUACUUUACAUGGAUUCUUUAAAGUCGAUCUGCAGUAUUGAGGCACAACUAACGCUUAGCUAAAUUGUUUCAGGUAAAUGAACUCAGUUGCGAGUCUGCGAGGUCAGUAAAGUAAAGCGACAAUUCAUUAUAGCGAGGGGUUAAUUUUGCCCGCAGCUAAAUGUUUUUGAUCAGUCUGCCGAAUAUGGUCCCUAAUAGUGGAAACACUAACGUAAUGCCUGAAUAAGGAACACAAAGACGUGCUCUCAUUAACCCGUAAGCACAUCACGAUUACUUUCAUGAGGGGAAAUUGUGCGCAGUACAUCAGGCGAAGGUAUAAAAAAAAAGCGAAAAAUGUUUUGUGCAGUGAAAUUGAAAGCAGGGAUUUUAAGAAUCUUAAAGCAGCAGUUUCGGUCUCUGACUAUACAUAUUACUCGCUUGUGUAAAUGCCACUUGUUCUUCCAUUAGAGAGUGAGAAAGCUGUGUGAAUCCUCAAGCAAGACGGUUAUACUGUGUUACUAACUGAAGAAUAUUUGUCAAACCAUUGCAUAUGAAUCUCUCGAUGGCAACGCAGGCCUCUGCAAAUGUUGGCACUUUCAUUCCCACAUCGAUCUAACCUUUGAAAUUCUGCCGUCUUUACAGUUUGGUUUUUAUCACAGUGAUAAAUAGUUUUCAACAUUUUCUAUUUAAAACAAAUCCUCUAUUGGAGUCAAAAUAUCAGUUGAACAAUAGAUCCGUUGCCAUCAGUUCCUUUCUGUGCCCUGCACUUCACCCCAGGGUGUGUGACGGGUCCCAUCCACAUUUUUCCAGUGGAUGACGGGAGGUGAAGUGUGCGCAUGCUUUCCCUCUGUUUUCUGCACUGUAGGCCUGAGCUGUGUGUCGCCCGUCGUGCAGGUACUACAUGUCCCCAGUAUUCACCGUUGUUCGCUCCUUGUGUGACGUUGCCGCUGGGUUCAUCAUGUUUCUACCUCCUAGAGGACCAAUAAAGGGGAAUGGCAAAUGUGCAGAAA
Messenger RNA from Gasterosteus aculeatus aculeatus (three-spined stickleback), 6906 nucleotides. The record is from RefSeq and is a predicted model, not a curated record. NCBI's taxonomy places the organism in Eukaryota, Metazoa, Chordata, Actinopteri, Perciformes, Gasterosteidae.